AUGUCGGAUCUGACCCGUUUACUCGGGCUCGGAGCUCGGUCUCUGACGCCCACCUCGAUGAGCAGAACCCCAGCCGAGGAGCCCAAAGUGUCGAAAUCGGCUGAUAGGAAGGAAUCGCAUCACAACCGACCAACCCCCCUCUCGCGUGUCUCGAGCUACUUCAAUCUCGGAGGUCACAAGGACGACCACAAUGACGAGGAAAGGCCAUUGCUUCAGGACACUCGCAGGCAAGCGAGGACUCCUCAGCCAUCCAAGACUCCCGCGAUCACCCAACAGCUCUCACUUACAGGAGACGGCCCUGGCGAUGACCGGUCUGGGAGGGCUUCCAAGGCCAAGGGGCCAGCUGAGGAGUCACGCACCUGGCACACACCGACCUUGAUGCAGAUGGCGGAGGAGCUCCAGGCGGAAAUCAUGUCGAGCCGCGAUUCUAUGACGCCUCUGCCGCCGCGUUUCAACGCCCACAUCCUACACCUCGUCGAGGGCGUGUACAAGUUUGAGGACAAGUUGGACAAGGCCAGGGAGAGGAGAAAGGAGGCCAAGCGCGAGCGCCUGCGAGACCUGGUCCAGUUCGGGGAGAUGAGCAAGGAGUGGAUCGAGAGGGAGCACCAGUACAAGGCCGAGAUCAGGAGACUGGAGAAGCUCCUCGCCCAGCAUUCAGACAAAGGGAUGGAGACGGUUGCUCUGGCGAGGGCUAAUUCUGUGGUCAACAGGAGCGACACUCGAAGGUUCACCGCCAAAGUCCAUCGAGUCAGCGCGGGAGAGGGCCAAAUACAGCUUGGAGCUCACCAAGAGCAGGGAGGUGGCACCGUAGCUGACCUCGCCGAUGCAACUACAGACGAGAGUUCUGGGGGGAAACACUUCAGUGAUGACCAACUCGUUACGAGGCCAAAGAGGUCGCUUGACCAGCUCACUAAAGUCAAGGAAAAGAAAAGGGGACAGGGAAAGGGGAAACAGAAAGCAGAACCGAAACUGCCUCCCCUGGUUCUCGAUCCGGACCACGACGUUAAGGUCAGUGAGUAUUUUAGAAGACUGAGAACGAUCACCGAAGGCUCUCACCAGGCGGCCAGAAGGAGGAGACACGAGUUCAUCUCCUCUCCUAGUUUGUCAACGGCGGUCAGCCAAAACGAGCCCAGGCCACCAACGGAUGUGAAACUUGAAUCCCAAACUUCGAGACCUAACAGAGCUUCACCAUCACCACCUUGCCCUCCACCGGAGGCUUCUCGGAUGACAAGAAACGAAGAGGCGUGUGCACCCCUGGAGUGCACCGAAAAUCGGUCGACUUCGUCGACCUCAAGCAGCAGCUGCUCGGAUAGCGAGAGCAGAAGAGCAGACUUGUUCAACACCGGUAUAGGACAGCAUGUACAGUCUACUUCACAAGGUCUUGGCGAGACAAACUCUUUGCUCGAGGAGGCCGAACCAACAGAAGGCUUCCAAAGGGACAAGACCUUGACCCAGGCAGACUACGAGGCGUUCAUGGCGCAAGCUCAGCCGAGUCCCCGUCGAAGCCGACGUUUCUCCUUCACUUUCGGUGACGAUACAGAUUAUGACGUGGCGCCGCGACCGCCACUGGUGUCCCAUACAACCGAUUCUCAGGUUCGAGUAUCAGUCUCGGACCCCGCAGGUGACAGGACCCCGAAACCCGUUGUGCCUGCGCCUGGCCCUGCGAACCAGAGUUUGGAAGAGACGGUGCGCGGCUUGCCGGUCAUAUCUGUGACCAACACCGAGCCGGCACCGAACCAAGCACAGCCCGAAGACCCAGCCUCGCGUGGAACUUUAAGCAGGGCGGGAGCGGCCAAAGUCAAAACUGCAAAGAGGGACAGCAGCGCGACGGCGCCGCCUGGAACCAAGGAUGGAUCGACGUCAAGUCUGCAGGCCGGUGCAACCACGGCGACCGGAGACACGGUUGCCACGGACGUUUCUCGCAGCCGGGCAACGGGCCCACAGUCAGAGUUGGCGGCGAGCCGGGACCGAGCAGGAGGGGGAGGGAGGGUGCCUACGUCGGCCACGACAAGCCCAACCCCUUUACCAUCAUCUCCUUGGACCACUACUCCACCAUCUGGGGCCAGAGGCUCGUCCGAGACCGCAGCGACGCCUCUCACGACGCCAGACCAGGGCGCUCGCAUCGCGGCCACGAGGGCUGUCGAGCGAAUGAACCGAAGCGAACAGACGACGACGACGACGACAACAGGCAAGGGGGUAUCUCGAACGACGUCUGCAGGCGGGUCCAGGAGUUGA
Thyridium curvatum is the source of this 2235-nucleotide messenger RNA. RefSeq lists its product as uncharacterized. The record is from RefSeq and is a predicted model, not a curated record. The coding region runs from base 1 to 2235 and encodes 744 amino acids. NCBI's taxonomy places the organism in Eukaryota, Fungi, Ascomycota, Sordariomycetes, Thyridiales, Thyridiaceae. The transcript is spliced from 2 exons.